AUGGAGGGCGCCCUGCUCCCCAGUAGCCUGCUGCUGCUGCUGCUGUUGGUAGUGGGCCCAGACCCAGGAGCAGCUUUCUUACAGCCACCCGCCCUCACCUGCUGCACGGAGCUCUACCAACGGCCACUCUCCGACAAGCUGCUCAGGAAGGUGACCCGUGUGGAGCUACAGAUGGCUGAUGGGGACUGUCAUCUGCAGGCUUUCGUGCUUCACCUGGCUCGGCGCAGCGUCUGCAUCCACCCCAAGAACCGCAGCCUGGCUCAGUGGUUUGCAAAUCAGGGCCGGGGGCCCCGGGGCACUCUGUCCAACCUAAACUUGGGACUGCUGGGGAAGAGGGGCUCAGACCCUCAACAGCCAAAACAAUAA
This is a messenger RNA of Orycteropus afer afer, 366 nucleotides long. It is a transcript of the gene CCL27, whose product is annotated as C-C motif chemokine ligand 27. Gene Ontology annotation, molecular function: chemokine activity. Gene Ontology annotation, cellular component: extracellular region. Gene Ontology annotation, biological process: positive regulation of T cell chemotaxis; immune response. The transcript is spliced from 3 exons. The coding region runs from base 1 to 366 and encodes 121 amino acids. Lineage: Eukaryota; Metazoa; Chordata; Mammalia; Tubulidentata; Orycteropodidae. The record is from RefSeq and is a predicted model, not a curated record.